AUGCUUCUUACGUGAUGGAUUUCUGCUCUUUAUCGCGCCCAUCGUCGUUGCCUCUUCUCCGGCGAGGCCGAAGUUCAAUAUGCUACACAUACAAGACAGUGAGAUCUUUUCCCUACGUGAGAUGCACUCUGAAUCCCAGUUGCGAUACUAGGGAGACCCAGGUCCAAAGUCGAAUGUUCAUUUUGGGAAUGGGGUUCGUUGGAGAGUUCUUUGCUGCAAAUUUGAAGUGUAAAGGAUGGACAGUAUCUGGGACGUGUACCAGCGCUGAGAAGAAAAAGAAACUGGAGGAAAUGGGAUACAAUGCUUUUGUCAUGGAUGCCAAAGAUCCAUUACCAGAGGUCCUAGAUGUCAUGAAAUGUCAUUCACACCUUCUAAUCUCCAUCCCAACAGUUCCUGGACUCGGUGAUCCUAUGCUUCGACAUAGAGAAUUACUUAAUGAUAGAUUGAAAGAUGGUGACCUCAGGUGGCUAGGCUACUUGUCAUCAACAAGUAUUUAUGGAGAUUGUGAUGGUGCAUGGGUAAAUGAGGAGUUUCCAGCAAGGCCUACAAGUGAAUCAGCCAAAGCUAGAUUAGCUGCUGAAGAAGGAUGGUUGCAAUUGGGUCUUGAUCUUGAGGUUGCUGCACAAGUAUUUCGACUUGGUGGCAUCUAUGGCCCUAACAGAAGUGCUGUUGAUACCAUUCUUAAGAAGGGGAAUCUUUCAAGGAGUCAGGUGAUGAGAUCAUCUAAGAACUUUACUUCUCGGAUUCAUGUUGCUGACAUCUGCCAAGCACUCAAUGCCAGCAUCCAGAAUCCAUGUCCGGGUAGGGUAUACAACAUAGUAGAUGACGACCCUGCCUCUAGAAAGGAAGUGUUAAGAUUUGCUCAGAGUUUGGUGGAGAAGAAAUGGCCGGAUAGGGUCAUCAAACAGUGUAACCCUAAUGGCGACUCCCUAGAUAAAGGAGCUUAUAGAGGUGAAAAGCGAGUAUCGAAUGCCCGGAUGAAAGAAGAAUUGGGAGUGAAGCUGCUUUACCCAACAUACAAGUCUGGCUUGGUUAGCAUCAUUGAGCACAUGGCUAUACCCUAAAUAUUGACUUAAAUUCUUGCUUGCUGCUCAAGUGAAUUGAGACUGGCAUGCUUAAUUCUUCAUGCAUCAAGAAAUUGCCUAUUGAAAGUAUAUAUUUUGUUCAAGUGUAGGACUUUAAAGUAGAUGCAAGUUGUGAAUGUUUGCUUGACUGGUUUUGAGGGUGCUCCUUUCAAGUUUCUGAAACUGGCUUUGCUUUUUUCUCAGUAGGAGUUUGAAGAACACCUUUCAAAAUAGUUGGCGCACUUCCUGGAUGUGAUUUUCUAAGUCGUGAAAUUGAUACUAAUUUCAAAGCAGAUCAUCUCAUGAUCAUAAAUAUUGAUUGUGAUUAUCAUUAUAUUUGAGAUUGUUCUUUGAAUAUUACUAACAUUGAUCAUCUGGAUCAGUCGCUCGUUGGUAAUUAGCUAUGGUCAGUUGACCUUUGGUAAUUAUAUCGCUAAUAUUAAUGCUCUAAAUUUAA
Messenger RNA from Cuscuta epithymum, 1521 nucleotides. NCBI's taxonomy places the organism in Eukaryota, Viridiplantae, Streptophyta, Magnoliopsida, Solanales, Convolvulaceae. The record is from the annotation of a GenBank genome assembly.